AUGGAGAAUAACUCAGAGAUUGUGUUUGUGCUUCAGGGUCUGAACGAUUCACUGAAAAACCGUCAGAUCUACUUUGCCGUCGCUCUGAUGUCGUACCUUAUCACCGUGUCUGUAAAUCUGACCCUCAUCAUCACCAUCAGCCUGGAUAAAAUGCUCCAUGAGCCGAUCUACAUCUUCCUGUGCAGCCUUUGUUUUAAUGGCAUCUGCGGGGCAUCGAGUUUCUACCCAAAGCUGCUUCAUGACCUUCUGACCAACUCUCAUGUCAUCACGUACAGUGCAUGUUUGGGCCAGAUGUUUGUCAUUUAUACUUACAUUUUCUCGGAGUUCACCGGUCUCACCGUCAUGGCGUAUGAUCGCUACAUCGCCAUCUGCAAGCCACUGCAAUACAGGAUGCUGAUGACAGCGCAGAAGGUGGCACAGCUUCUGCUGCUCACCUGGUGCUUCUCACUUCUGGAGACGGCUGUGGGCAUUCUCCUGACCUCAAGGAUUCCACUUUGUGGCCGCCACAUCCCCAAGUUCUUCUGCACUCACUGGGAGGUGGUGAAGCUCUCGUGCUCUGACUCGACCCUCAACAAUGUCUACGGUUUGAUCCUCAUAUUUUCACUCAUCUUGGAGACUGGACUCAUCAUGGUUUCCUAUGCCCAACUGGUUCGAGCUGCUAUCCGGUCUUGUGCAGACCGCAGGAAGAUUGUGCAGACAUGUUUGCCGCACCUCAUCACGCUACUAAUCUUUGCAAUGUCACUGAUUUUUGUCAGCAUGUCCUCUCGUUACAGUGGUGGUGGCACGAUGGGGGUGCUGCAAAAUGCAGUGGCUGCAGAGUUCCUGGUGGUCCCACCCCUCAUCAAUCCCAUCAUCUACGGCAUGAACCUGCAGCUGAUCAGGUCCAGGAUGCUCCACAGGAUAGAGAAAUUAAUAAAAAAUAAACCAUGUUAG
Molecule: messenger RNA, 933 nt
Organism: Archocentrus centrarchus (flier cichlid)
Lineage: Eukaryota; Metazoa; Chordata; Actinopteri; Cichliformes; Cichlidae
Product: putative gustatory receptor clone PTE03
Exons: 1
Coding region: 1-933 (310 amino acids)
Biological process (GO): G protein-coupled receptor signaling pathway; detection of chemical stimulus involved in sensory perception of smell
Cellular component (GO): membrane
Molecular function (GO): olfactory receptor activity; odorant binding; G protein-coupled receptor activity
Source: RefSeq, a predicted model, not a curated record